Molecule: messenger RNA, 682 nt
Organism: Nicotiana attenuata
Lineage: Eukaryota; Viridiplantae; Streptophyta; Magnoliopsida; Solanales; Solanaceae
Source: RefSeq, a predicted model, not a curated record
UCAAUAUACAGUAUUUUUUUUCAAGAUUUCCGUUUAAUCAGAAGUAUUCAUUUUUCAUAUAGAGAUAGAGAGAGAAGAGAUCGCAUAAAUAGCACAUAUAAAUAUAAAUCUUAAUACAGAGGAAUUCAUUCAGUCUCUUCCCAUUAUAUAUUAGCCAUAGCCCCCAUCAAUUCCUCCAUUUCUCUCUCUCUCUCCGCCACCCCCUUUAAGCUUCCUUUAACCUCCAUAUAUUCUCACAUCUCUUUUGGGUGGGUUUUCAGUCACAGUGCAGCAGAUUUUGUAGAAGCAUUCAUUCAGAUGAAGAAGGACGAUUGGUUAUCCGCUGCGUUAUCCGAUGAUUCGGUGGUGGUGGAGCUGCUUUUCCGACUCAAACAUCACCCAUCUUCUUCUUCUACAUCUCAGUUGCGUAAUAGUACUACUCCUCCGCCGCCGCAGCCGACGACUACAGCGGCGGCAAAGGGUGGUUUGCAUCUGAGACUGCCGUUGAGUGGUUGGGGUCACCGUCAGCCGAGGUCGAAGCCGUCAUCUAUGUCAGUUAAGAAAGCGUAUACCUCCACUACCAGGUGUAGCCCUAUAACGCCGCUUUCCUGGAGCGGCGGCGCUGGUUCACCUAGUGACGACGGCUAUGAUGAGUCUAGCCGUCCACCGUCUUCCGAUCUAUCAUCCGCCUUCAGAUCCAAGG